AUGGCGACCUCGGACGUAACUUUUCAAGAUGGCGAUUUUAAGCAUCCGUAUUUACUUGCUUUAGUGCGCUGGUGCGUGUCAUCGUUUUGGACGACGGCGACUGUCAUUUUGCAUAGGCUUUUAACAGCCCCUCUCCCUCCAAACACAGGUUCAAAAACGCCAAAACCUCGUCCAGCUAGUUCUGAUCAUCUUCACCCAGAGCCUCGAGUGGAGUGCGAGGUGCUGCACACACCGCCCAACCCUACUAUCGAUGUUAUAUUCGUCCACGGGUUGUAUGGAUCAUUAGCAAACACGUGGAGGCAAGGAGAGUGGAUGUCGAAAUAUGGGAAAGGUCCAACGAAAGUUCCUUUGCGACGACCGCAUUCUAUAUCAACAUGCAAAUGUACCGUUGAAAGUGAAAAAUGUGGUGAAAAUGAUGAAAUAUCUGAUAAAAAUGAUAAAAACGCUAACAUUGAAAGAGAAAAUGAUACAGAAAGAGAAAAUGAUGACGCAAGAGAUAAGUUAACUACAGAAGAAUCUGAAAUACAGGUUACAAAUAUAUACAAAGAUAUACAAAAGAUUCUUCCAAAUAAUGAUAUUUUUAUAACGGACAAAUUUUAUAAUAACACACUUUUAGAUCAGGAAGUUUCUGAUCAUCAGAAAAAUGAACAGACAAACGGUAAUAAUGAUGUGAAAGUUUUACCAAAAGAUAAUUUAUUUAUUGCUGAAAAAUUCUACGCAGAAUCGCUUAUGAACCAUGAAAAUUAUGAAACUCAAGCCCAGUUCGUUCAAGAUCUGUUCAAAAGUGACAUGAAAGAGAAUCAGCAUAAUUAUGAAGUGAAUCCGACUGAUAGUAAAGAGAAUUUGACUGAUAGUGAAGUGAAUUUGACUGAUAGUGAAGUGAAUCCGACUGAUAGUGAAGUGUAUCCGACUGACAAAGUGUCGUGUAAGUGUACCGAUUGUGUAGGGUGCGGGUGUGUUUGUGAUGAGUGCUACUCACCCUGUUGGCCGAGGGAUUGGGUGAGGGUGGAUUACCCUGGUGCUAGGGUGAUAUCGAUAAAUUAUACAAGCGACCCAUAUUUGUGGAGACCGUUAUGGGUGAAGGAGAUAAAAAGGCUUCGUCUCCACGAUCGCGCGGAACAGAUGAUGUCGCAGCUCUUAGACUUGGGGGUGGGGGAGAGACCCAUCAUAUGGGUGGGGCAUUCCAAGGGGGGGUUGUUUAUAAAACAUAUGUAUUGUGAAGCGUAUGAAGCGCAUUUAAAAAUACAAAGAACGAAUGUCAAAAACGAACAAAACAUAAUCGAAAGUAAAAACGAUAAUAUAAUCAACCAUUGCAUCGACAACCAAACAGAAAAAACCUGUGAUAUUAACGAUAAUAAUGAUGUUAAUGAAAUUAACGGAAAUAAUGAUAAUGAUAUAGUUAAUAGUGUGAUAGUUAAUGAUAGUGAUAGUAAUGAUAUAAGUAGUGAUGAUAAUGAUGUGGCAGAAAUGAAUGCAGAGCAAUUACAAAAAAGAGCAGCGCUUUGGACUAAAAGCUCAGGUUUUAUGUUCUACUCAGUCCCACAUAGAGGAUCUCCUCUGGCUGACAUAAAAACACCAAUCACAGCAAGAAGCAUCGAACUAAUGGAGAUUUGUAAAGAUUGCCCUCUCGUCCUGUCCCUGCAAGAGCGCUGGUCGCGCGCGGCCGCCGCCGGCGCGCCCGCCGCGCGCAGCCUCGUGGAGAGCUGCCGCACGCUCAUGUCCGUGCUGUACUUGCGCAUCGUCAGCGUGCAUUCUGCUGACCCAGGUAUAGGCGCUCUACACGGUGUGUCUGUCGAUCAUCGAGAAAUAUGCAAACCUUCGAGCCGACAAUGCCUUUUAUAUCAAGAACUUAUGACUUUAAUGCGAGAUGCCUUAAAAAAAUAUAACAUC
Brenthis ino (lesser marbled fritillary) is the source of this 1890-nucleotide messenger RNA. The record is from the annotation of a GenBank genome assembly. NCBI's taxonomy places the organism in Eukaryota, Metazoa, Arthropoda, Insecta, Lepidoptera, Nymphalidae.